Messenger RNA from Triticum dicoccoides, 1634 nucleotides. Its product is annotated as crocetin glucosyltransferase, chloroplastic-like. The coding region runs from base 61 to 1491 and encodes 476 amino acids. Gene Ontology annotation, molecular function: quercetin 3-O-glucosyltransferase activity; quercetin 7-O-glucosyltransferase activity. Lineage: Eukaryota; Viridiplantae; Streptophyta; Magnoliopsida; Poales; Poaceae. The transcript has a single exon. The record is from RefSeq and is a predicted model, not a curated record.
UGACGCUCCCUCGAGCUACGCGAAAGCCACGCGAGUCAGCCUCAGGAAAGGGGGACAAGCAUGCCUCCGCAGCCGCACUUCCUCGUGCUCACGUACCCGCUCCAGGGACACAUCGCGCCGGCGCUCCGCCUCGCCCGGCGCCUGCUCGCCGCUGCGCCUGGCGCGCUCGUCACGUUCUCCACCACCGUGACCGCGCACCGCCGCAUGUUCCCGGCGGAGGCGGACGCGCCCGACGGCGGCGACGGCCGCCUCGAGUUCCUCCCGUUCUCGGACGGCUUCGACAACGGGUACGACAGGACCACCGACCCCGCGGCGUGCACCGACUACAUUGCGUCCUUCCACGCCGCGGGCGCGCGCAGCGUCGGGGAGCUGGUGGACGCGCUCGCCGCGCGCGGCCGCCCCGUGACCCGCGUCGUCUACACGAUGCUCCUCCCGUGGGCCGCUGACGUCGCGCGCGAGAAAGGCGUGCCGUCCGCGCUCUACUGGAUCCAGCCGGCUGCCGUGUUGGCCGUCUACUACCAUUUCUUCUACGGCCACGCCGGCGUCGUGACCGACAACCGCCACGACCCGUCGUUCAUCGUGCGGCUCCCGGGCCUCCCUCCGCUGGCCGUGCAGGACCUCCCGUCCAUCAUCACGGAGUCCACCGACCCCUCCGAGUUCUACCACAGCAUCUACACUACCAUCCGCGACCUGUUCCACACGCUCGACAGGGAAACCCCCAGAGCAAACGUGCUCGUCAACACGUGCCAGGAACUCGAGGUGAGCGCGCUCGCCGCCAUGGGAGCGUACAACGCGCUGCCGAUUGGCCCAGUGCCCCCGUCCGGCGACGAGACCGGCCUCUUCAAGCAGGACGGCGCCAAGUACAUGGAGUGGCUCGAUACCAAGCCGGCCGAUUCCGUGGUGUACGUCGCGUUCGGGAGCCGGGCGGGGAUGGACAGGGAGCAGCUCGACGAGCUGCUCCUCGACCUCGAGCAGAGCGGGAGGCCUUACCUCUGCGUCGUCCGGAAGGACGUCAAGGCCGAGUUCGCCGAUGGCGAGGCGACGCGGGAGCCCGAGACGAACGCGCGGCUCAGGAACGGCAUGGUGGUGGAGUGGUGCGACCAGGUGCGGGUGCUCUCGCACGCGGCGGUGGGCUGCUUCGUGACGCAUUGUGGAUGGAACUCGGUGAUGGAGAGCCUGGCGUGCGGCGUGCCGAUGGUGUGCGUUCCCCAUAUGUCGGACCAGCGGAUGAACGCGUGGCUCGUCGAGUGCGAGUGGCGCGUGGGAGCCCGCGCGGAGGUGCGCAGCGACGGCGUGUUGCGCUUGCGCGCGACCGGGGUAAGGCAGCGCGUAGAGGAGGUGAUGCAGGAGGGUGAGGCCGGAGCGGGGGCUGCGCGGCGCGCGGCGUCGGAGUGGAAGCGGGUGGUCGCUGAGGCUCUCGGGAAAGGUGGCUCGUCGGAUCGUAAUCUGAGGGCAUUCGUCGAGGCCGUCGAUAGUGGUGUGUCCGUAUGACACUGGCUUGUAGGAGCAGUAUGUUUUAUAUGUUGGUUGGUUGGUGAAAUAGCUCAGGUUAUCACAUGAGACUUUGUUUGAGCUUCAUGAUGAAAUAAGGAUGUGUUUGGUUUCACGUCAAGGGUCAUCAAAUGUUAUGGUUC